CAGCUCUCCUUUCUUAACCCACCAUACACUUCUAAUCCAACGGUGAAUAACAUCUCUCAGAAAGCACAAAUUUUCACCCAACCAAUAUAUACCCCGAAAUUCAUAGUUCAUUCUCAUCGACUUUUUCAGAUUCAAAAUCCCAAAAUUCAAUCUAAAAAAUCCAAAUAAGAUGUCAGGAAGAGGAAAGGGAGGAAAAGGGUUGGGAAAGGGAGGAGCAAAACGACAUCGUAAGGUCCUCCGCGAUAACAUCCAGGGCAUCACCAAGCCCGCCAUCCGCCGGUUGGCUCGCAGAGGCGGUGUGAAGCGUAUCAGCGGUCUCAUUUAUGAGGAGACACGUGGCGUGUUGAAGAUCUUUUUGGAGAACGUCAUCCGUGACGCCGUCACUUACACGGAGCACGCUCGCCGGAAGACGGUCACCGCCAUGGAUGUCGUUUACGCCUUGAAACGCCAGGGCCGUACUCUCUAUGGUUUCGGUGGUUAAAUCAGAUUUUUAGGGUUUGCUUAUGCUGCAGUUGCUAUUAGUGUUUUUAGAUUCAGAUCUGGUUUUAGCUUUUGUGUGUAGUUAGUAUUAUGAUAUGUUUCUGUAACUGAAUAUUUUUCUCUAUAUCUAUUAUUUUCUUGUUUUAGAUUCAUAAUAUGAAAUAUGUGUUGCUUGAAAUUGGAAUUGAAAUAGGUUGUUUCAUUA
Molecule: messenger RNA, 685 nt
Organism: Erigeron canadensis
Lineage: Eukaryota; Viridiplantae; Streptophyta; Magnoliopsida; Asterales; Asteraceae
Product: histone H4
Exons: 1
Coding region: 170-481 (103 amino acids)
Biological process (GO): nucleosome assembly
Cellular component (GO): nucleosome
Molecular function (GO): structural constituent of chromatin; DNA binding; protein heterodimerization activity
Source: RefSeq, a predicted model, not a curated record